CCAAAGUGACGGUUGGUGAAGUCAUCGAUCUUGGACCAUGGCAUUGCGGCAUUGUUCAUGCCCCCAUGCCUCUCCGAGGUCUAGAAUGGCGCUUUUGGCACAGACUGGGCUUCGCCAUGCCGGAGUCGUCGGCUGACUUCCAUGGAGCUUUUCCAUGCCGUCAUGGAGCUUCUCAGAGACACCGCUUGGGAUGUGGGUAGAAAGUAUUCUUCAGAGUGUUUCUGUACACAACUUUCUUCAUACUAUUCAAUGGCAUUGAGAAUGCGCCUGUGUCGCUGAGCACUCGGUAUGUCCUUAUAUGAGCUUAGAGGAAGUAGACAAAAGCAUCCAUAUCUCUCUGGAAACUUUGCCCCCCUUCACGAGACCUGCUCCGAGACACCAUGCAGCUAUGUAGGGAGCAUACCAGAGGCGCUGUUCGGCGGGGAGUACAUCAGAAAUGGUGGAAACCCAGUCUCCAACAAUGACCUGGGCCGAGACGCGCAUUGGUUCGAUGGCGAUGGAAUGCUCGCAGGAGUCAUCUUCAAGAAGAAUGAAAAAGAAGGAUAUAUCACGCCUCACUUUGUCAAUCAAUACAUCUUGACGGACGUCUACCUUUCCACCGUGGCCCAUCCAAGUCUAAAGACACCAAUUCUCCCCAGCAUCACCACGCUGGUCAACCCUAUCUCCACCCUUGUAUAUAUAAUCUUUCGAAUCUUUCGGGCCCUUUUCCUCGUAUUCAUAUCACAUCUCCUAGGAUCUCAAGUUGCCAUUAAGAGGAUAAGCGUCGCCAACACCAGCAUAAUAUACCACGACGGACGCGCAUUGGCAACCUGCGAAAGUGGGCCGCCUAUACGAAUUCAGCUUCCUGGUUUGGAGACCGUCGGCUGGUACGAUGGUCGACUUGCGCAGGGAGAACCUAAAAUCGCGAACGACGCAGGAACUGGAGACAAUCCAGCACCUUUCGGGGGCUCGGGGGUACUCAGCUUCCUGAGGGAGUUCACGACGGGGCAUCCCAAAGUUGACCCUGAUACCGGGGAGAUGAUUCUUUUCCACUGUACUUUCAUUCCACCAUAUGUACAUUAUUCCAUCAUUCCCUCUACCCGUAAACCUAGCCACGACAUGUCUCCACCACGUAGACUCCUUAACUCUCCGAUUCCCGGCAUGUCUGGAGCGAAGAUGAUGCACGAUUUUGGAGUAUCCAAGACGCAUACGAUCAUAAUGGACCUUCCGCUCUCCCUCAAUCCCUUCAACUUACUAAAAAACCAACCCGUCGUAUCUUACGACCCUUCGAAGCCAGCUCGCUUCGGCAUAUUUCCAAGACAAGACACUUCCCAGGCUCGCUGGUUCGAGACUACAGCUUGCUGUAUCUUCCACACUGCCAAUGCAUGGGACACACUCGAUGCACAGGGUGACGUCACCGCAGUAAAUCUCCUCGCAUGCCGUCUCACAUCUGCGUCUCUCGUCUUCAGCGCCGGGAACAUCGCGGCACCUCAGGCCAUGGACUCCACCUACAAAGACGAGCGCAAACCAAUCUCCUUCUUCGCAACAUACGACUAUGACGAGGUGCUCACCGACCUACCUGUCUCUAAUAGAACGGACUUAGACCUCGAGUCUGAACGGAAGCCACUCCUCCCCAAAACUUCAUCGAACUGCCGUGCGACUCUUAAUCCCGACGACGAAGAACAAUGCCGCCUUUACUAUUACACAUUCUCCCUCACUACCCCGACCCCAACGAUCACGAGACAAUACGCCCUCUCUGCUAUACCUUUCGAAUUCCCGACGCUGAAUCCGGCCCGUGAAAUGGGAGAUGCGCGGUUCAUAUACGGCUGCAGCACGAGCACUUCAUCGUUCGGCGCGGCGCUCGGCCGAGCUACGAAGAUCGACGUUCUAGUGAAGAUGGACGUUCAUGCUUUGAUUCGUGAAGGUGGAAAAAGAUCACCGCGAAGCGUCACGGGGUGUGUCGACAAUCGAACAAUCACUGAAAUAGCGGAGAGUAGCGAUCUAGACGACGCUAUCAAAUGCUUCAAGAUGCCCGAGGGGUGGUAUGCACAAGAAGCCCGAUUCGUCCCUCGAAACCUUGGUUCGUUAGAUUCCGACGAAGAUGACGGAUUCCUGCUCUUCUACGCUUUUGACGAGGGGCAGUUGGACGAAGAAGGGGAGUGUGCAGGCACAGCGGCGUCGGAACUUUGGAUCAUGGAUGCGAGCGACUUCCAGAGUGUUUUGGCCAAGGUGAGGCUGCCGCAGCGGGUUCCGUAUGGGUUGCACGGGAGUUGGUUCUCGGAGGAGAUGAUAAGGGACCAAAGAGAGGUAGAAGAGGUUAGGAAGGUACCGGAUAGCAGUGAUGGAGAGGGGUUUUGGAGGACGGUUAAUCGGAUGAUGGUAAAGGUGGCUGGGUAAGGUCUUGGAGUUGAGCCCUCUACCUAUACCCGACGAUGAUAGAUAUUCUCUGUGUGGUCUGUACAAAUCACAGCUAGUUUUCCGGCACUCCAGCU
Molecule: messenger RNA, 2471 nt
Organism: Mytilinidion resinicola
Lineage: Eukaryota; Fungi; Ascomycota; Dothideomycetes; Mytilinidiales; Mytilinidiaceae
Product: carotenoid oxygenase
Exons: 2
Coding region: 289-2376 (695 amino acids)
Biological process (GO): carotene catabolic process
Molecular function (GO): carotenoid dioxygenase activity
Source: RefSeq, a predicted model, not a curated record